AUGAACGCUUCAACCAACGGAACCCAGCAUGUGAUGCAAGGAUGGACAUCAAGUCCUGACCAACGAGGAACCAUCGACAUUCUAUUCUCAUGCUGCUUGACAACUCUCCUCUGCUGCUGGACCUCGGUAUGUCCCAACGUUCCGGCCAAGAACGACAGCAAAUGGAUGCAGCUCCAGGACAAGAUGAACCUCGCAUUUAUGGGUCUAUUAGGUCCAGAGUUCUUGUUGAUGCUGGCCCUGGGGCAAUGGGCUUCUGCGAGACGUUCGGUCAAGAUGUUCCGAGCGGCUGGUUAUGAGCAGUGGACGAUGACGCAUGCGUUCUUUGCUGAUAUGGGCGGGAUUAUGCUUCAAACGCCUGGGUAUCCCGAGUUUCCGGUUGAUGCGGAACAGCUCUACUACUUGAUCGACAAGAGAUAUAUCGAGUACCCGGAUAUCCACAAGGCCGAUAUCGACGACAAGAACAAAUCCGACGGACUGGCACGCUUACACUCUGCACAUCCCGCUCAUCCACCUCUUCACACGACGCAUCACCAGCCGGCCACACGACCGCAUCCGCACCGACCACUUCGCCGCCACCGACGCUUUGUCCGAGGUCCUCUCGGCGCCGCUGAUCGGGGCGUACGCCGUGAUCUUCGCGCUGGCGUGGGACUUCGAGUUCCCGUCGCGGGUCGAGCAGAUGUUGUGGCGGGCGUCGAGCGUGUACAUGGCGUUUUUCUGCUGCGUCGGGGGCCUGUAUAG
Messenger RNA from Glarea lozoyensis ATCC 20868, 738 nucleotides. RefSeq lists its product as uncharacterized. The record is from RefSeq and is a predicted model, not a curated record. Lineage: Eukaryota; Fungi; Ascomycota; Leotiomycetes; Helotiales; Helotiaceae. The coding region runs from base 1 to 738 and encodes 245 amino acids. The transcript has 3 exons.